Molecule: messenger RNA, 1350 nt
Organism: Monopterus albus (swamp eel)
Lineage: Eukaryota; Metazoa; Chordata; Actinopteri; Synbranchiformes; Synbranchidae
Gene: slc35g1
Product: solute carrier family 35 member G1
Biological process (GO): regulation of cytosolic calcium ion concentration; calcium ion export across plasma membrane
Cellular component (GO): plasma membrane; endoplasmic reticulum membrane
Source: RefSeq, a predicted model, not a curated record
ACCUCAUGCCAGUUUGUACCUUACAACCAAGGUUAACCAUUAACUUUGUCUUCUCAGUCACUCAGGGUACCGAAGAAGGCGGGCAGUGUUGUAUCCAAGGCAUGCUGCUGUUCAACCGUCACUUUUACCAUGGGCAGCUCUAACCGGUGUACAGGCGAGCUUCGGUCUUUAUCCGUAGAGGACGACAUUACUGUAGUGUUUCACAAAGUUGACAGCCAUGGGAGAAACAGCGGCGACGACCACGACAAGUGUGGCGAUGAUGAACGGACAACAGAGAAGGUUCGCUUGCAAAGUUUCUGUCGUGUGUCGUGCAGUUCCGAUGAUGAUGAUGGGGAGAAGGAGAAAGCGAGAGGAAGCAGAAAUUUACCGGAAGGCAGUGAGAAGAAAACGCUGUGUCUACCGGCGUUUUGUGUCAGAACCAAGCCCGAACCAGGAGGGGGUGGCGCACCUCAAGGCACAGAGAAACCAAAGAGUUGUCCAGGUCUUGGUCUGUUCUAUGCUUUCCUGUCCACAGUUGUGUUCUCCAUCAUUCACCUGUUGGUGAAAACCAUCCAGGAGAUCCACGCCAUAGAGAUCAGUGCCAUACGAUGCUUCUUCCAGAUGCUUUUUGUGCUGCCAUUACUCAUCUACCACAAGACAGGUUUCCUAGGUCCCAGAGAUAAACGUAUAUAUCUGGUGCUUCGGGGUUUAUUUGGUUCCAGUGGUAUGAUCCUGCUCUUCUAUGCCAUUCAGCAGAUGCCGCUAGCAGAUGCCACUGUCAUCAUGUUCAGUAAUCCAGUCUUUACCUCACUCCUGGCCUGGGUGUUCCUGAAGGAGAGAUGUACGAUCUGGGACUGUGUCUUCACCGUUUUCACCCUCACUGGAGUCAUCCUCAUUGCCCGACCACAGUUCCUCUUUGGCGACCAUCUCCGUGGCAUCGAGGGCAACUACACUAACCAUAUGAAGGGGACUAUCGCUGCCUUUGCAGGAGCGAUUGCUUCUUCUUGUACAUUUGUUGUCCUUCGCAAAGAGUCCAUCAUCGCUGUUUCCGUCCUUGGGGAAUGGAAAAUCCCGUCCUGCGGCCGUGAUCGCUGGAUGCUGAUGUUGAUAGCUGCCCUGGGUGUUGCCGGACAGAGCUUUCUCACAAAGGCCCUGCAGAACGAGAAGGCUGGAGCUGUGUCCCUGGUGAGGACUGGGGACGUGGUGCUGGCGUUCCUCUUUCAGUAUAUUUUCUUUAACCAUGCACCAACCUUGUGGAGCCUCGGAGGGGCUCUGUGCAUAGUGGUGAGCACCAGCGGAGUAGCACUUAGGAAAUGGCAUGGCAGCUCUUGCAAGAGCCGCAACAUAGAGAAAUAAAUAUUACUAUUUAUU